Messenger RNA from Fundulus heteroclitus (mummichog), 2811 nucleotides. RefSeq names its product zinc finger protein 37 homolog. Gene Ontology annotation, molecular function: DNA-binding transcription factor activity, RNA polymerase II-specific; RNA polymerase II cis-regulatory region sequence-specific DNA binding. The coding region runs from base 120 to 1553 and encodes 477 amino acids. Gene Ontology annotation, biological process: regulation of transcription by RNA polymerase II. The transcript is spliced from 2 exons. NCBI's taxonomy places the organism in Eukaryota, Metazoa, Chordata, Actinopteri, Cyprinodontiformes, Fundulidae. The record is from RefSeq and is a predicted model, not a curated record.
CUCCAGCACGUAGAGGUGUCUAUGUUCCUUUUUCCUGUUUUGUAUUUUCCUCUCUCUGGAGCUGCUUUCCGCUCCGUUCGUCUGCUGGGGUUUCUGCAGCCACUUAAUAGUCAAUAACGAUGGAAAAAACGAGCGAGCUGAAAAUGUUGCUGGAGUCAUCUCUGAAGCGGAUAUUUCGGGCGACUGUGAUUGAGAUUCUAGACCAGGUGGAGCAGACCCUCUCUGAGUACCAGGGAACGAUCCAGAAGAUCCAGACCGAGAACGAAAGCUUGAAGCGGCUGCUGUCUGCACAGAUGAGCGCAGAGUCCGACGAUGAAUGCCUGCUGUCCUCAGAUGGAUCUGAAGGAGAUACAGCUGAACAGUUUUCUGGCUCAAAUUGGAACAAUCACCCUAUUAUCUCCAACCACACUGUGUGCAAGGUGUCCACCAGUGACGAGACAAGUUUCAGGAAGAAAGAUGUGGGAAAUCUGAAGGAGAGUAAAUCCUCUCCACCUUUCUUUUUGCAGAUGGGUCAAUUAGAAGAAGAGUUAUGUGUGGACAAGUCUAGUAGGAUUACAGUUCCUGUGGAAACAGUACCUAAUUUGGAAGAAAGUGGUUUGAAACCAGUAGAAAAUGAGAGCUCAGAGGUUACUUGUGAUGCAUUGACCGACGUGCAUCAGCUGCAUCCUUCAAGGCCUAAACAUGAAUCUAGAGGGAGUGACCACAGUGUUAAAGUCACUGUUGUUUCUGAUGACUCCACACAGGAGGGACAUUUUAUCAAGAUUAAGGAAAAAGAGGGUGAAGCACUGCGAGGCAAUAAAGGUGAUGGUUUGUCUCAGCCAGAGCUGAAAUAUGCAGGGAAGUAUCAGGAAGCGGAUCAGAAAUGUUUGGACCGAGAAAGCAAGCAGGAUGUAGAGCAAGAGGAAGGGACAUUUGAGGAAAAUAAUUCAACCUUUGUUGCUGAAGAAGAUACCCAAGAAAAAAGCAGCAACAUUUUACGCUGUCCAAACAGUCCAAAGACAUGUAGCCAAGCAGCUUUGCUCAAUGCUCAAAUCAACACUCACAGCAAGCGUAAACCUCGGAGCUGCAACAUUUGUGGGAAAAGCUUCAGGUGGGCCACUGAGCUCUUAUACCACAAGCACACCCACACCGGAGAAAGACCGUAUGGCUGCAACCUCUGCAGCAAGGCGUACGCCAAUCCCAAACAGCUCAGCAGGCACAGGCGCAUCCACACCGGAGAGAAGCCAUACGUCUGCCAGCAGUGUGGGAAAACAUUCAGAGACUCUGGAAACCAUCUGCAGCAUAUGAAAACCCACACGGGGGAGCGGCCUCAUUGCUGCACUCAGUGUGGUAAGAAGUUCAGCAGUAUCGGGCACCUCAAAGCGCAUUACAGGAUCCACACUGGGGAGAGGCCUUAUGGCUGUAAACAGUGCAGUAAGUCGUUCAGCCAGGGUUCACAACUCAAGGCCCACAUGCGGGUGCACACUGGAGAAAAGCCGUACAGCUGCGACGAGUGCGGCAAGAAAUUCACUCGGUCCAAUGCUGUAAAGCUGCACCGGAAGACUCACAUGUAGGAGGAGUACAGCUGCACAUACUGCAAAAAAAACGUGAGCAGGCCCUUCGCCUGAGGAGACACCAAGGAGAAGGUCUUUUUCUGCAGUCAGUCUGGGACAACCUUCACCGGUACAUGAUCCUUGAAAAAGCACCUCCAGGAAGAAUCCAGGAAGGACAAGUGAGGCUGCAAGAAAUCCAGUAGGGUCUGCGUCUGAGCCUAUAGAUAUUACAAAAACUUCCAUUAGAAUAAAAUAUCCUUUAUUGUACCAUAAUGGGAGAAUUCGACGUGACAGUGGUAAAGAUGCAGACAGUUUACAGUAGUAAAAAAACAAGCUAAUCUAAAUUAGUUCUAAAACUAGAGAGAGAGAACACAUGUAGAGGCAGAUGACCCAAUAUGAGACUUAAUAUAUAAAUUGUCCAUGUAAACAUUUCUAGUUUUAGUCCACUUUUGUCAAAUUCCUUAUGCCUGUAUUUGUUGAAUCAUGUGUUGUAAUUUUUCUCAACCAAAUUAAAAUGCGCCAUGUAAAAGGCCAAAUUUCUUGCUUUGAAAUCCUUGCUUUUCACAAUCAAAUCUUUCAGUUGUGGUCUGUAUAAAGUGGAACUGGAGUGCUUUGGUGUGAAUUCUUUGUCAGUGAAGCUCUAAAGACCCUUCUUGUAACCAUUAUCAGCAGCCACUGAGACCAGGUCUUUUUCAUGUCGUAUUGAUGCUCCCCUUUGCACCCUGCUGCCUACCAUCUGCCACAGCGUUCCACUCCACCCUGGUCACCAUUUUUUUGUAGUGUAAAGACAAUCAAAGAAAGUACAUUUUCCACAAUUUGCAUCUGAAUGCACAAAGAUGUUACAACUUACCCUGGGCCAAGGGACAGUUGCAACAUUUGGGAUGGUUGUAAUAUGUUAAAAAUACCAUAUUUUUUUGUUACUAAUGAUUAUAAAUGUAUAUUAUUAAAAAUGUUAGAAUAUUGCAAUGUCAUUUAUAAAUUUUGAUCAGCUGAGUAUUAUUUGCCUAGAUGACUAGGCCUGAAGCCUGUAUGUCAAAAAAUCAAAAUGAAAUAGAAUACAAAAGGCUUUCAGUGAGAUGGGAAGAAUAGAAUUUGUGAUAGACGCAUGCAUUAUUAUUAGCAGUAGUAGUAAUAGUUUUUAUAUAUAUAUAGAUAGACCAUUCAGUGUAUUUACCACAGCACAUAAACACAUGGUUGUAAGCAGGGUUUAAACACCUGUCCCUGCUCUAGCCUAAUGAACUGUAUUCAAUUAAAAACUAAUUAAAAGAUGUUCAAGUAC